Molecule: messenger RNA, 1596 nt
Organism: Talaromyces rugulosus
Lineage: Eukaryota; Fungi; Ascomycota; Eurotiomycetes; Eurotiales; Trichocomaceae
Exons: 8
Coding region: 1-1596 (531 amino acids)
Biological process (GO): carbohydrate transport; transmembrane transport
Cellular component (GO): membrane
Molecular function (GO): carbohydrate:proton symporter activity
Source: RefSeq, a predicted model, not a curated record
AUGGGUGGAAGUAGGAAUCGAUAUGCGACCGCUGUCGCCCUCUUCGCAGCGUUGGGCUCCAUCACUUAUGGCUAUGGUGCAGCAAUCAUUGCCCAGACAAUUGGGCAACCGCAAUUUUAUAAAUCAUUCCAUCUUGCGCAGGAAGGCCCUGGUGUUUCUCAUACAAACACCGUAACGGGACUUAUGAAUGGGUUGUUUUCUACGGGUGGUGCGCUGGGUUCUCUGUCGACGGCAUAUACGGCAGAGGUAUUUGGACGGCUUCGAACUAUCCAACUUGCCUGCGUAGUCUGCAUCCUAGGCGCUGCCCUGAUGACCGGGGCUGUUAAUGUUGCCAUGUUCCUUGCCAGCAGAUUCAUCAUGGGCUGGGGGGUUGGUCAAGUUGUGUGCGCUGUGCCGUUGUACCAGGCGGAGCUAUCCACGCCAAAGCAUCGUGGCCUGCAUGUCGGCUUUCACGGGAUUGCCCUUGCUUCUGGCUACGCUCUCACUGGUUUCGUGGGGUUUGGAUGCUUCUAUGCUUCGACCUCAUCCUUCCAGUGGCGGUUCCCAUUCGCCGUUCAAUUAAUCCCGGUCCUUGUCUUGCUCGCCGGCAGCUGGGCGUUGCCCGAAAGCCCUCGAUGGCUUCUAAGUAAAGGCAAGAAGUACUCUGCGUGGACAAAUCUGCAGAAGCUGCAUCAUGAUACUCAGGAUUCUGAGGAUACCUUUGCGCGCAAGGAGUUCUAUCAAAUGACGCAGCAGUACGCUCUAGAGCUGCAACGGCGCUCACAGAUGAAUAUAUCCCAUUGGUGGGAUUUCUUCAAACGAGCCAGUUUCCGCAAGAGACUCGUCGUUGGUAUGGGAGCUCAGAUGAUCAAUGUUUUUACUGGCAAUCUUGUCGUGAACAACUAUCAAGUCCAACUGUACCAGCAACUAGGUGUCAAGGGAGGCAUCCCCAUCCUUCUGAUCGCCUGCUGGAACAUGGUGGGAAUCUGCGGCAACUCAACCUCUGCAUUCCUACUGAUGGACCGAUUCGGCCGCAAAAAGUUCUACAUGGUGGGCAUCGCUGGAACCGCCGUGUCUCUUUGCUUCGAGGCCGCACUCACCAAGUAUUACGUGCAAACGGGGUCCAGCAAUCGGGUCGGACUUGGGUUCGGUGUCUUCUUCAUCUUCUUCUAUGUCGUAUUUUACGCUACCUGUAUGGAUAACCAGCAGUACGUCAUGGUGACCGAAACUUUUGCUAUGGAAUCGCGAAGUUUAGGAGUUGCGAUGUCGUUGUUUGCCCAAUUUGCUGGAACAGCGCUCUUUGUUGGUGUUUCUCCAAUAAGUUUCGCAUCUAUUGGCUGGAAAUUUUAUCUCGUCUUCAUCUGCUUAGACGUGUUUUCCUUCAUUUUGGUGUGGAAAGUAUUUCCAGAGACGAAGGGUCUCUCACUUGAGGAAAUCGAUGAAUUAUAUGGCGAUCCCGUUGCUGUCCAUUUGGAGGAUUCUUCGGAACACAAAGGAGAAGAGCUUGAGAUGCAAAUUCGCACGAUGAGAUUGCCAACGAAAGAUGAUGACCCGGCGUCGCCCCCCAGCUCUUCGAAUACACCACAGAAUGAGAUAUUUGAGGCCAGCACCAAAUAA